Molecule: messenger RNA, 2955 nt
Organism: Polypterus senegalus (gray bichir)
Lineage: Eukaryota; Metazoa; Chordata; Cladistia; Polypteriformes; Polypteridae
Gene: tial1
Product: TIA1 cytotoxic granule-associated RNA binding protein-like 1
Exons: 13
Coding region: 236-1627 (463 amino acids)
Cellular component (GO): cytosol
Molecular function (GO): mRNA binding; DNA binding
Source: RefSeq, a predicted model, not a curated record
UUAGAUCGAAAGCACAGUGCCAAUCGGAACUACAACGUACAAUAUGCUGAUCAAGAUAAUAAAAACAAGAACAAAACGAGAUUCGCCUGCGCCUGUGUAUUGAUUACCUUUGAUGACAUUACUCGUAGUGGAUACGCGCCGCGACCGGCCCUCUCUCGCUCUAUUUAAAUCGCUUCGGUGGGCUGCGAGUGGAUGCCAUUGCUUCGUAAUACGUUUCCGUUUCUGAAGGGAAGGGAUGGCAAUGCGCAUGUGCAGCUCUGGCUUUCCUGACUCGCCGGUUUCCGCCAUUUUCUACCUUUUACCAGAGAAAGAAAUCUUCCCGGGCCAGUUUGCGGAGUCCCAAAAUACGGCGGGUUUACACGACGAUAACUCGCACAUCUACCCGACCAUGGACGACGACAGCAAUCCGAAGACCCUCUAUGUAGGCAACCUGUCCAGAGAUGUAACGGAAGUCCUGAUCCUUCAGUUAUUCAGCCAGAUUGGGCCCUGCAAGAGUUGUAAGAUGAUCACAGAGCAACCCGAUAGCAGAAGGGUCAACUCUUCUGUUGGAUUUUCUGUUUUGCAGCAUACAAGCAAUGACCCCUAUUGCUUUGUGGAAUUCUAUGAACACAGAGAUGCUGCUGCUGCAUUAGCAGCAAUGAACGGAAGGAAGAUAAUGGGAAAGGAAGUCAAAGUAAAUUGGGCAACAACUCCAAGCAGUCAGAAGAAAGACACUUCAAGUUUACAUGGCCACAAAACUGGAGUUUGGGAGAUGUUUACCCAGUCUGAGGGACCAAUACCCCAGGAGCACGUGUAUCACUUUCAUGUCUUUGUUGGAGAUUUGAGUCCCGAAAUCACCACAGAAGAUAUCAAAGCUGCUUUUGCUCCAUUUGGUAAAAUCUCAGAUGCACGUGUAGUGAAGGAUAUGACAACAGGGAAAUCUAAGGGCUAUGGGUUUGUGUCCUUCUACAACAAACUGGAUGCAGAAAAUGCCAUUGUGCAUAUGGGUGGUCAGUGGUUAGGAGGUCGGCAAAUUCGUACAAAUUGGGCAACUCGCAAGCCUCCUGCACCAAAGAGUGUACAGGAAAAUAAUUCUAAGCAGUUGAGGUUUGAAGAUGUUGUUAAUCAGUCAAGUCCACAAAACUGCACGGUCUACUGUGGUGGUAUCCAGUCUGGUCUAACUGAACAGCUUAUGAGACAGACUUUCUCGCCCUUUGGACAAAUCAUGGAGAUAAGAGUUUUCCCUGAAAAAGGCUAUUCGUUUAUCAGGUUUUCCUCUCAUGAGAGUGCAGCACAUGCUAUCGUUUCAGUGAAUGGAACAACCAUCGAAGGCCAUAUGGUGAAGUGCUACUGGGGAAAGGAGUCUCCAGACAUGGCAAAAAAUUUCCAGCAGAUGGAAUAUGGCCAGUGGGGACAAUGGAAUCAAAUGUAUGGGAACCCACAGCAGUAUGGACAGUAUAUGGCCAAUGGCUGGCAGGUGCCUUCUUAUGGAAUGUAUGGGCAAGCAUGGAAUCAGCAAGGAUUUGGAGUCGAGCAGUCUCAGUCACCUGCCUGGAUGGGAGGCUUUGGAGCUCAGCCACCACAAGGACAGGGGGCGCCAGUGAUACCAAACCAAGCUGGAUUUGGGAUUGGCUAUCAAACGCAGUGAGAAAGAAGAAAGAGAAAAAGAAAGAGGACUCGCAAUUUACCUGCUCCCGCCAAGGAAGGAGACCGGCAUGUCUACACCUGGAAAGGAGUUGAUUAUUUAUUUACAAGAUUUGAACCUGUAGCACAGCUUCGCUUUUGGUGGAGGAUCUACAAUUUAUUUUUCCCCCCCUUUUUUUUUUGUUCUCCUGGGUUGGGGUGGGUGGGUUUAUUCUAAAGGUUGUUUUCAUGUCUGAGAGAAAAUAAAAUCGACAGAACUUUUUUGAAAUUCCUGUCUCUGAAUUUCUACACUUCGAAGCAGUAAACAAAACAAAAGUAAUUGGACACAAUUAUCAACGAGUGGGCAGUCGUGGCAGCAGGGCAAUGGAAAGACCCCUCUCUGUGGUGGCUGAAUGGCAAACUCAAGGUAGGAACUUGUCACACCCUUGGACCGGUGACUGCAGCGGAGGUGGAGUUCAGACCUUGUUGUGUUUUUUUUUGGUCUUGUUUUCCAUCCCUUCUCAAGAUUUUUUUUUCUUCAAAAUUACAGAUGUUUAUGGAUUUAUUGACAAUUUUUUUUUUUUUUUUUUCCAUUUUUUUAGUUUAAUUGGCAAUCUUGUCCUGAAUUCCAAGCCUGUCUAAUUUGGAUUGAAUUAAGUUGUACACUUGAGCCAUUCUGAACCUUUUUAAUGCGGCGCUUACCCUCGCUCCACUGACUUGUCUCUGCCGGUGUCAUCCUCCUGAUGAAGCUCUGGCGUCCUCCUUGCACAUACAUGUCACUGUGGGUGGCACUGGAGAGGCUUUGAAGGCCCUUGUGUAAAUACAUUUUGAUAAUUUAGUAGGGCAGCGGUUUUAAAGCAUGCUUUUUCAUUGCAGUCGAUGCCGAAUGUGCAGCGCGUGACUGAGUGAUGGACUUUGUGAAGAAGUCGAGAGGAAGCUUUAACUUGACUCCAAACCCCCACCCCCCUUGUUCACAUUGCUGGAUGAAAAGCAAACGGGCGUCUGGGCCUCCAGUCGUCGACUUUGUCCAACGUGCUCGGGUUGGCUUUGGUUUUAUUUUGCUUGGUUUUUUUUUCCUCCCACCCAGAAAACUUGUUCAUUUGAACUUUUGUGCCAUUUUGUUAAUGGGGCUGGGAUGAGCUGCAAACUGGCAUGGGUGGGGGGGCGUGAGGGGUGGGGGGGGUGAUUUGCAUGUGAAGAUGGAAGGUGACACACAAAUGUACAAAAAGCAGGGCUGUUUGAGAGUGGAGUGUCUGAGUAAACCUAGCAGUUGUCUGAAUGAUUACGUUUAGUUACUGUCUGAAUUUUCGUUACUGCAGUUUAAAAUCUAAAUAAAUGAUACUUUGAGCCAAA